AUGCCCUUUGUCCGAGUAAAGGUGGAGGACUGCUACCGAGACGACCGGUAUGGGUAUGAAGACCAUGCGGCCAAUAUACGCCGCAACGCAGAUAUAGCGUGGAGGAGAGAUGGAGGAGUCUCGAAAGAAUGUUCAAGACUGUAUCUUGAAUACCUUAAGCGGGAGAAAGUCCCCAACAUCAUGGAGGAACGGAGGAAAAGAAAUCAGAACGUUGCCAUCAUCCUCAGAAGGGUGUUAACAACUAAGGGUGGGAGAUCAAGGCUGUCGACUCCACUGUUUGACAUUUCGUCUCUAGCCCCAAGUCCAGUUAGUCAUAUUAGCAAUAGAUCCUCUUCAUCGCCAUCGCUCGUCACCAUCGCUCGGCACCAUCUUUUGUGGCAUUGCCGCCUAUCGUGCAACUGUUCAAGAUGGGGUCACAAAGAAAGCCAUGUGGCAGGUGCUCAAAAACGGUGGUUGCUUCGAACUACGCGCGGCAUCUUAGUGCUUGCACAAAAGGCUUCAGAGCAGAGAAAAUACGUUGUCCAGCUAACAACACUGAUAGGGCUUACUUCUGAUUCUGGCCAUGAAGAAACGUUCUCAAGAGACGAUACUGUUAGCGUGCCAAACACCUUGUUGACCCAUCUCACAUUGCCAGUUCAGUUCCCAGGUCUUCGUUCUCAAGAAUCUAACUGCAUUUUCGCCGAACACAUUAAAUUCCUUGAGAAGUUAAUGCAACAUACUCGACCUGCAAAGCCAGACAAGUGGCUUUCUAUGCUUUCGGGGCAGUCGACAACUGAACUGUCUAACCAUGCCUGGGCUCAAGGAGAGAUCAAUUACACCUUGGCAUUGGAGGAGAGGGAUCUUGAUGUGGCCCUUAGAGCGGGACUGCAGCACCCUGUUCUAAUCCCAGCUGAAUCUCCUCUUGGGAAACAGAAACUCCAUCUCAACGACUCAACCCAAAACCUAUCGGAUUUAACCCUUUCACAGCUGCUUGAUCUUUUGUUAUGGGAUGAUGAUUUGACAAUUGAUGUUCAGGAUUUAUCAGCCAACGAAGUGAAAGAUCUCACAGGUCUGAAGACUUGCAAAGAGGUUAGAGAGCGCUUUGCAGUUCCACAGGAGCAAAGGGCAAUACCAAUCAAUUGUCUUGAGGUCAGGGAUAGCCUUUUUUCCAAUUUUCCAGGUCCACCUUUGCUUGAGAGCCUGGAUUUUCUCGAGCGCCUUCAAUCCGACCCCAACCCAAGAAUUGAAUUUGCGCAUGGGAAUCGGUGGAGAUCGCACCAGUCAGGAAUGGCACGCAAGGACCACUUGGCAUCCUGGGUCCCUGGCUCUAAGAGGUUAGAUCGUUGGCUGUUAAUGAGUGAAAAGGGUGCUGUCAGCAAGGACCACGUUGAUGUCGUUGUAGCGACCUGGAUCCGAUGCAUUCGUGGGGAAAAGAUUAUCUGGUUUCAGAAUGGAUUGACUGAGGUUGACCUCAGUGUAUGGAAAAUGGCUGAUGAUCCUCGUGAAUAUGGCCAUCCCUGGGCAGCUAUAAGGCUGAGGGAAGGUUACAGCAUCAUAUUUCCACCGGGGUUUAUACAUGUUGUGAAGACUUCAGAGGACAGCUUAUGUGCUGGAGGGCACUUUCUAAUCCCGGCAAUGAUGGAUCGAGCAAUUACGACGCUAAAGACGCUUGAAGUUAAGCCAUACUUGACCAACGACAAUAUCCCAGUGGACAUAUUUAAAGUCAUCUCUGGCUUUACUGAUAAUCUCCUACGAGGAUAUUCUUACGAGAUCUCACCCCGGCAGCUGGCUCGUUAUGUACGGGCUCUGGAAGACUAUGAUGAUUCCAGUACUCUCUGUCAGUCACGCGAGGAUGAGGGCCACAUAAACGCAAGAAAAAUUUCCUCAACUGGUUGA
Messenger RNA from Coccidioides immitis RS, 1875 nucleotides. RefSeq lists its product as uncharacterized. The transcript is spliced from 3 exons. NCBI's taxonomy places the organism in Eukaryota, Fungi, Ascomycota, Eurotiomycetes, Onygenales, Onygenaceae. The record is from RefSeq and is a predicted model, not a curated record. Bases 1 to 1875 code for a protein of 624 amino acids.